CGCGGGACAACCAGGAACUCGGGCUCAGUCUCCACCCCGAGGGGGGCGGGUCCGCCGGCAUAAGUACGCCCGAGGUGGGGUCUCCGCCGCCGCUGAGGACGCCCGCAGUCCCGACUCGGCUCGUGAGAGAGGCUUCUGUCAGGUGACUGGUUCUGAUUGUAACCAUGGCCAUGGCAACCAAAGGAGGGACCAUCAAGGCUGCUUCAGGAUUCAGUGCCACUGAAGAUGCCCAGGCCCUGAGGAAGGCCAUGAAAGGACUUGGCACCGAUGAGGACGCCAUUAUCAGAGUCCUGGCCUAUCGCAACACUGCCCAGCGCCAGGAAAUCAGGACGGCCUAUAAGACCACCAUCGGCAGGGACUUGAUGGAUGACUUGAAGUCAGAACUGAGUGGCAACUUCGAGCAGGUGAUCAUCGGCAUGAUGACGCCCACCCUGCUGUACGAUGUGCAGGAGCUGCGAAGAGCCAUGAAGGGAGCCGGCACAGAUGAGGGUUGCCUGAUCGAAAUCCUGGCCUCCCGGACCCCAGAGGAAAUCCGACUUAUCAACCAGACCUACCAGCAGCAAUAUGGACGGAGCCUUGAAGAUGACAUCCGCUCUGACACAUCGUUCAUGUUCCAGAGGGUGCUGGUGUCUCUGUCAGCUGGUGGCAGGGAUGGAGGGAAUUACCUGAAUGAUGAUCUCAUGAGACAGGAUGCCCAGGAGCUAUAUGAGGCUGGAGAGAAGAAAUGGGGGACAGAUGAGGUGAAAUUUCUAACUAUACUCUGUUCCAGAAAUCGCAACCAUCUCUUGCAUGUGUUUGAUGAAUACAAAAGAAUAUCACAGAAGGAUAUUGAACAGAGCAUUAAAUCUGAAACAUCUGGUAGCUUUGAAGAUGCUCUCCUGGCUAUAGUGAAGUGUAUGAGGAAUAAACCUGCAUACUUUGCUGAAAGGCUUUAUAAAUCUAUGAAGGGCUUGGGCACGGAUGAUAGCACCCUCAUCAGAGUGAUGGUUUCCCGUGCAGAGGUCGACAUGCUGGACAUCCGGGCAAACUUCAAAAGGCUCUAUGGAAAGUCUCUGUACUCUUUCAUCAAGGGCGACACCUCAGGAGACUACAGGAAAGUACUGCUCAUUCUCUGUGGAGGAGACGACUAGAACAAAUCCCACCACUGGAGGAUUCACAACACUGAUUGCUUCUUUAACUUCAUUUUUUCUACACUGCUAUUAGCAUUAGCUCAGGAUGCUUAUUUCUGAUUACAACGCCUACAGUUGCCUCCCAGAGUAUAGAUGGUAUUAUUAUUAUCUAUAAUUAGUCAUUUUGAUGCUUUAAAGCUGUACUUGCUUUUCAAAGCUUGUAAGACCUAAAUGAAGAGUUAAACUUAGAGAUUAAAAUGUGCCCUGUGUUUUCACCAGGUUAUUCCUUGUGUUUCACAGAGAUUGAAUGUGUUUUGCUAACUGGGAAAACAAAACUACGAAAAAAACCCUUAAAAUUAAAAUUGUCUUGCAAUCACUUUUUUCCUAGCCCAACUUUCAGAAUGCCUGGUAAUUUCUUCAUUUAAAAUUGUGAGUACCUAAUUAGUAAUAAUACCCACCCAGGUUUUUAUUUCUUGUAGACACACACUGAAAGGACCCACACUUCUCUUUUUGGUUUUGUCUUUAGUAUUAGUUGAUCUUCAUGUGUAUCAUGGGAGAUUUCAACUUCUUCUUUGUUGAGAUUUUUCUUCCAGUUGAAGCUUACCAAAAUCACCAUGUGUAAGCAAACUAAGUUUGGAGUGUAUAGUUAUACAGAUCAUCUAUGUUUAGUUGUCAAACAUAAAUGCUAACAUUCCACAAUAUUAAUGUCUUACUAUAGUUUAAAAAGUUAGUGGGGGAAAAAGCUUUGAAUGAGAUAAUUCUGGCAACACUAUAAUGCUCUGAUGUACUUUGGUUUAAAAUGUUUGUGCUUAAUGUAAUUUUUUAAAUAUUUUUAAAUUUUGUUGAUUUGUAGUCAUUUGCAUUGUGCUUUUCCACCUUACAAUCAUUCUGGAAAUGUAUUCGAUUUAAUUGGAAAGUUUGCUUUGUAUACAACAUGGGAAAAUUUAAUAAAAAUGAUGCUUUUAAAGUGAGGUAUAUUCUA
Molecule: messenger RNA, 2091 nt
Organism: Perognathus longimembris pacificus (Pacific pocket mouse)
Lineage: Eukaryota; Metazoa; Chordata; Mammalia; Rodentia; Heteromyidae
Gene: Anxa4
Product: annexin A4
Exons: 13
Coding region: 165-1130 (321 amino acids)
Cellular component (GO): cytoplasm
Molecular function (GO): calcium ion binding; calcium-dependent phospholipid binding
Source: RefSeq, a predicted model, not a curated record